Molecule: messenger RNA, 1391 nt
Organism: Pomacea canaliculata
Lineage: Eukaryota; Metazoa; Mollusca; Gastropoda; Architaenioglossa; Ampullariidae
Product: proteasome subunit alpha type-2
Exons: 7
Coding region: 95-802 (235 amino acids)
Biological process (GO): ubiquitin-dependent protein catabolic process
Cellular component (GO): proteasome core complex, alpha-subunit complex; proteasome core complex
Source: RefSeq, a predicted model, not a curated record
UUUGAUAAACUGCUAUCUAUUGGUCGAACGAAAAAGAGUUAGCCAAUAAACGUACGGGACACGUGCUGUCAGCCGGAAACAGUAGAAAGCCAUCAUGACGGAGCGGUACAGCUUUUCGCUGACAACAUUUAGCCCAUCUGGCAAGUUGGUGCAGAUUGAGUAUGCUUUAGCAGCUGUUGGUGCUGGGGCACCCUCUGUUGGAAUAAAAGCCACCAAUGGAGUUGUCCUGGCAACAGAAAAGAAACAAAAGUCAAUCUUGUAUGAUGAGCACAGCAUUCACAAAGUUGAGACGAUCACCAAAAAUAUUGGCAUCGUCUACAGUGGAAUGGGUCCAGACUAUAGAGUACUUUGCAGACAAGCAAGGAAACUAGCCCAACAGUAUUACAUGAUUUACCGUGAGCACAUCCCCACAGCUCAACUUGUACAGCGUGUUGCAGCAGUCAUGCAGGAGUACACCCAGUCAGGAGGUGUGAGGCCAUUUGGUGUAUCUUUACUGAUUGCUGGGUGGGAUGAAGAUGAGAAAAAACCUUACUUGUACCAGUGUGAUCCAUCUGGAGCCUAUUUUGCCUGGAAAGCAACAGCCAUGGGAAAAAACCAUGUUAAUGGGAAAACUUUCUUGGAAAAAAGAUACAGUGAAAACCUUGAGCUGGAGGAUGCAGUUCAUACGGCUAUUCUGGCCUUAAAAGAGAGCUUUGAGGGACAGAUGACAGAGGACAACAUUGAGAUUGGUAUCUGCAACAGCACUGGAUUCCGUCGUUUAGAACCAUCUGAAAUAAAAGAUUAUCUUGCAUCUGUUUCUUAGGAAGAACCCAUUAAAGCUCAUCUAGCAUAGGAAUCGAGCAAAUAGCUUGUCGGUAUUCAUGGGUUGCAUAAGUGAAGAUGGGGACAAAAGUUAGGAGCACAUUUUACCCCAGACUGGAUGCCACUGACAAAGUUUAUGACAGCAUUUUGUUUCAGCAGGUUAUAAGUGGUCAGUACCAAAUCAUGCCAUCCCUUUUUUUUUCAUAUAUAAUAUCAGAGCUGGUCUAAUUGACUGUUUAGAUUUGAAAAUCGGAGACUUUAGAUUGCUAUCAUAAGCAUUUGAUCAAACAACUGUAUCAACUAAACCCUGCUAAGUCUGUAAUUGGCUUAAGUUUCAUGGCACAUUUUGCUCUUAUUUUUAAGCUACUUGAGAUGUAAUUUCUUUUCAAUGGAGUGUGAAACAGUGGCUACGUCUUUUUGAAAUGCGUUUCAAAGAUUAUUAUAAUAGUCCAUAGUUUCAUUGCCAUUAAAUGUGUUUAUGCAUGCACAUUUAUUCUGUUUUGUAUUUAUCUAAGAUGCUUGCAUCAGAUAUUGACCAUCCUUAAGUUUAAUAUUGGAAAAGACAUUCACAUUAAAGAAAUUCAACCAUC